AUGGCUUUAAAGGAAGAAGUUGUCAUAGCAUUCAAGGAAGAAGAGAGAGGACCAGCUCUGGAACAUUAUGACCCAUAUCCUCUUUACCAAGGCAUGCUACUUGAGAUAUCAAGGAAGAGAGCUCAAAAGCAAGAUGAAAAGGAUCUUAAUGAGAUUGAGGGAGUCAUUAUCCCAACUAAACUUGAAGAUCCUGGUCCAUUCAAUCUGCCUUGCUCCUUCAGCUAUCUACACUACAAUAAGUGCUUGUGUGAUUUGGGAGUAUCUAUCAGUGUGAUGCCUUACUCAAUAGCACAGAAACUUGGGCAAACUGAACUCAAGACUAGCAACCUCUAUAUAAUCAAGUUGGGCAAAGCUAGGAUUUCUACAGAUUUUGUGGUAAAAGAUAUGGAUAAGGAGCUGGAAGAUCCUAUUAUCUUGGGAAGACCUUUCCUAGCCACUGAUGGAGCUGUAAUAGAUGUCAAGGAGGGAUUGGUAACCUUGAACAUAGUUGAGGAUGUGAUCAUGAAAUUUGAUAUCAACAACCCAACCAACUUGCCCUCUAAGUAUCAGCAUUUUGUUCUUAAUGACAAGGGGGUCAUGAGAUCUCAAGUGAAGUGGAAACUCCCAGGGUUAAGCUCUCUUCUCAAGAGGAAUCAGUUGAAAAGCUCAAGGGUUCAGUUCAGGAGUUGA
This is a messenger RNA of Camelina sativa (false flax), 669 nucleotides long. NCBI's taxonomy places the organism in Eukaryota, Viridiplantae, Streptophyta, Magnoliopsida, Brassicales, Brassicaceae. The record is from RefSeq and is a predicted model, not a curated record.